Molecule: messenger RNA, 519 nt
Organism: Fusarium venenatum
Lineage: Eukaryota; Fungi; Ascomycota; Sordariomycetes; Hypocreales; Nectriaceae
Source: RefSeq, a predicted model, not a curated record
AUGGAAGCUCAGUCUGGCAACAUCACCUACCUCAUUCAGUUCAAGUCUCCCUCGGAAAAAAUACAUACCAUCAACGUCUCAAUCUCUAAAGGCCAGGACCCUGAAGACUUUGCAGUCGCCUUCUCCAAGGCCUACAAGCUACAUUUCAAGGGCUACAAGCGAGUACUGUAUCGAGGUAUUCUACUCCAGAAGCCGAUUGUCUCUCUUGUCAAGUUUUCCAAGAUCACCAACAUGCAUCCUAGUUUCACUGAUGAAGACAGGAUCUUUAUCCAGGAAGAAAUCGUUGAUCAUACAUUGACUGCUGCCCUGCACAAACCCGCAAUUUUGCGCGGCGUUGACCGAAGCAGCUUUUUUGAAGAGUACCGCCAUACUGUUGUCGCUACUGACGGUUCUCUUCCGAAUUAUGCUGUUCUUGUUCAAUUUGUUGAUGACCCUUCGGCUCUUAAAGUAGUGAGGAUCGUUGGCACGGCCAUCUCUGUUGGUUUUGGCAUAGGCGGAGCUUUUGGCUUGUCGCUGUGA